Aedes aegypti (yellow fever mosquito) is the source of this 1600-nucleotide messenger RNA. RefSeq names its product histone H1. Gene Ontology annotation, cellular component: nucleosome; nucleus. Gene Ontology annotation, molecular function: double-stranded DNA binding; nucleosomal DNA binding; structural constituent of chromatin. NCBI's taxonomy places the organism in Eukaryota, Metazoa, Arthropoda, Insecta, Diptera, Culicidae. Gene Ontology annotation, biological process: nucleosome assembly; chromosome condensation; negative regulation of DNA recombination. The record is from RefSeq and is a predicted model, not a curated record. The transcript has a single exon. Bases 772 to 1452 code for a protein of 226 amino acids.
AGUAGCACGUGCACUGUCCUUUUCCAAUGCAGUUGCCGCCGAUGGCUGAGGCAAAUGCCAGCAAUUUGCACACAUUCGACCAACCAACAGUGCACAGGUGGAAGGUGAUUAGUGUUUGGUGACAUUGUUUUCCGGACAAAAUGGCACAAACUCGUGUGACUGACGUCAUAGUCGAGCCCAAGUUUUCGGUAUGUUUGAUGAAAAACAUCAAAUUAACAUUGUUCAAAGUUUACUAAAACCAAACGCGUAACAUCGCUCGUCGGCACUGGGAAUGACUUUGUUUGAGGCUCAUUAGGGGCCAUUAGACACCGGCAUACUGGCUAUACCCGCAUGUCACCGCAAAGAGCAACCAUUCAUGUUGCCAAAUUCACCACCGCCGUGCAGGGUGGUAUUGUUUCAAUAGUUACUAUUGAUUGUUUUAUCGAGCAAAGCCACACCAUAUGGCGCACGGGUGCUGUAAAGACAUGUCUCAGCGGUGCUUCUCGCGAAACCGGCCCGAUGUGGCGAUGACGGGCUGCUAGCGAGACUCAUGCACUCACCAAACGGACAUACUAGACAGGCAAAUACUUAGUGCGAUUACCGGAAAAAUGCGUUUUAAAAAGGUGUUACCAAAAAUAUGUACAAUAUUUCGCGAACAGUCAUCCAGUGGACGACCAUGUCUGCAUCCCUAACACAGACGACGAAAUCGAACACCGCACUGUUGCCAGAAUUUCCGUCAUUCAUUCGUUUACUAUCGCCAUCGUGUGAGUGUUACUCUAGCUACCUAUCGAGAUGUCUGAAGUUGCCACUGAAGCCGCUGCCGCAGCCCCGGCUGCCUCGCCAGCCAAGACCAAGAAGCCAAGGGCCCCCAAGGGACAGGGCAAGCCGAAGAAGCCGUCGACCCACCCCCCAGUCAACGACAUGGUUGUUGCUGCCAUCAAAACCUUGAAGGAACGCAACGGAUCGUCCCUGCAGGCCAUCAAGAAGUACAUCGCCGCCAACUACAAAUGCGAUGUCGCCAAGCUUGCCCCAUUCCUCAAGAAGGCCUUGAAGAAUGGCGUCGAGAAGGGCAAGUUCGUCCAAACCAAGGGCACCGGCGCUUCCGGUUCGUUCAAGCUGAAGGCUGAAGCUAAGAAGGCCGCCAGUGAGAAGAAACCGAAGAAGGCCGGCGAGAAGAAGGCCAAGAAGGCUACCGGAGAGAAGAAGAAGGCCACCAAGAAACCAGCUGGGGAGAAGAAGGCCAAGAAGCCAGCCGGCGAGAAGAAAGCCAAGAAGCCGGCUGCAGCCAAGAAAGCCAAAGCUGCUGGUGCCAAGGCUGCCAAAAAGGCCGGUGGUGUGAAGAAGGCUGCUGCUCCGAAGCAGAAGGCCACCAAACCUUCCAAGACCGCCGCCAAGAAGCCCAAGACCCCAAAACCGAAGAAGGCUGCCCCAGCCAAGAAAGCUGCCGCGAAGAAGACCGCUGCCAAGAAGUAAAUUUGGGACAGCAACCGUACUGUUGUAAAACAGUAUCUAACAUCCAAUCAGUCCUUUUCAGGACUACCAUCCAAGUUUAGAACAAAGAGUUGCACAGUCAAUGAUAUUCCAUUCCUCUCACAGAGGGAAAUAAAUCCCCCCGAAAAGU